CUAGGACUGACAAUGCUUAACAGAAAAAUAUUACUAACUACAUUAUUUGAACUUUGGUUAUGGAGAUAAUGCAAAUAAGUAUUUAAUUUUUCAAAUCAAUUUUAAAUACUUUAGUGAUCUAUUAUUUUGAAAACGGGACAGUUUUUCAAGUAUGUCGUCUGAUCAAAAUUGUAUCUUUUGUAAAAUUGUAUGUGGAGAAGCUCCAUCAGAAAUACUAUUUCAAAAUGAUGAAAUUAUUGUAUUUAAAGAUAUAAAGCCUGCAUCUAAACAUCAUUACCUAGUAGUACCAAAAAAUCACAUUAUUAAUGUUAACCACUUAGUUACAAAAGAAGAUAAACUCUUAGUGGAAAGAUUAAUUGAAAUUGGUAAAAAAGUCCUAGAAGAAAAUGGGGGUACUAUUGAAGAUGCAAGAUUAGGGUUUCAUUUACCUCCUUUUAACUCUAUAAAUCAUUUACAUCUUCAUGUUAUAUCUCCAAUGUCUGAAAUGAGUUUCUUCAGUAGACUUAUUUUUAAACCAAAUACGUGGUGGUUUCAGUUGGUUGAUGAUACCUUAAAGAGACUCAGUAAACUGUGAUCUAUAAUUCCAUUACAGUUAGAUUUGAAUUGUAAAUUAAUUUAAUAUAAAUUUAUUUUUUAAUAAUUUGAAUUACCCAAUAUUCUCAGAAAGGAAUAUAAGAAAAAAUUUUAAGAUUACUAUAAGUGUAUAUAAAUUGACACUGAAAACUAUUUUGAAAAUUUUGUAAUAAUGUCUCUACCUAAGAAGGCAAUGUUGUUAAAAAUAUUGCCAAACUAAGAAAAUUAAUGAAGGCUGAUAUUUUCAAUUAUCUCUGUUUCAAGCUGUUGACAACACAACACAUUCCAGUUCCAUAUCUAUGGAAAUCAGUCAGUAAUGUAAAUAAUUAAUUUCAAAGGGUAAACAUCAUCAAAAAUCAAGUGAGCUUCCAGAAUUCCAACAUAAAUGAAAUUCUUAAAACUGCCAAUCAAUUUUUUAAUUAAUUUAAAUACAGUUCUUUUCUAAUUUGUUAGAGCAAAUAGAUGUAGGUCUUUUUGUUAACCGAUCACAUUUUUUUAGUAAUUGUCCACAUACCAAAGCCCUAUUUUAAUGUAAUGUAUGUCAACGCCCUGGAACGCCCUCUACGAAUUAAUCUUUUACUGUGUACAGCCUAUAACAUAAUCACAUGUUGAUUGAAUCAAAAGUUGGUAGAGUACAUGGAGAAGUAGGAGAAUAUCAAUGUGGUUUCUGCCAUAACCAUUCCAUUGUUGAUCACCUAUUUACGCUACGUCAAACCCUGGAGAAAACCUUCGGGUGCAAUAUCGAUCUUCUCCAGCUCUUCAUUGACUUCCGCCAGGCGUACGACAGUAUCCUCAGAGAAGGAUUCGCAUUUAUGGCAAGGAAACCUAGACUUGUUUUUGCAUCCAACACAAUAUUUCUUGUUGCCUUUUGGAAUCUGUUUUAUAUCUGUUUUUCUGUUGAUAGACGGUCUCUGGUACAUUCAUGUGAUAAGACCAUCUAUGCAAAUGUGGUUCAAUCAGGGUCAAUGUUAUUUGUUUCUUAUACACUCUCAUGUUCAAAUCGACUCUUGAAUCGGGAUGAUUGUAAACAUGAAUAACUUGACUAUUCACUUGACAAUGAUGUUCAAUAAAGAGAAGAAAAUCACUAUGGGCAAGCGUCUGCUAAUUUGUGCUGCAUCGUAUAUAGUGAACAAUUCUGGUCCACAAAGUUCACACCCCUUUUUGUGCUAUUCUAAAACGUUAUAACUUCGGAUUUAUUUUUAUCACCAAUGUCGGGGUUAACGCCACUGUUGUGUAAACUUGAAAACAUUAUUUCAUUUUGAACGUAAGACAAAAAUGUCAUAUUGUAAUGUUUUUCUUCUUUAUUUAUACGAUUUCUAUUUGUGGGGUUCAUUAACAGACAUUGUCUCUUACGUUCUAAUUUAUUUAAACACUAUACACUACACUAACUUCACGUAUCACUAUCACUUAAAUGAUUUAUUUGAAUUCUUCGAUUACUUUGCUAAUUCGUUCUGUUCACUACGACUAUUUAUUAUAAACCGACCUAAAUUGCGCUACACAAACUUAUUUAUAUACCACAAAUAGAAUUCUUCCUAGAAAUUAUCCAAAAGAAACUAUGUAAAUAAAUUGCUUGCUAUAAAAACGGAUAUAAAAGAUAAACAUCGAACGGAUUCCGCGGUUUAUAAAAACUCGCGCCGCCUUUGCCGAAUAUUAGGACCGACUCUAGGGUGGAGACACGUUCGUAACAAUAUGCUCUCCAAAUCCAAACAUGCUUGAAUUCAAUAAAUUCCCUUGGUAUUUCCAUAUUAUUCUUCCAAAUCUUUCCGACCAAUGUGAGUUUAUUAUUUCGUAGAUUUUUUUUUCAACCAAGAGCACCGAGGUAAACUAAUUAUCUGUGGUAAGAUUUCUUGCCGAUUUGGAAAUGGGAAAUACAGGAUUUUCAGGCUGUUGCCCCAAAUAUAUUUCUAGAUUCAACGCUUAAAGCAUCGUCGAAUCGAAUAACAUAAAAAGUCUCACCCCAUAUUUGUUUGGUUUUGAAAGUAUGAUAGUUACAAACAUAUCGAAAACUUCUCGGAGUGGCGCUAGUUUAUCUACUUUCAUCCUCUUUUCUCUCGUAGCCCGGUCGUCAAAACGGAAAUUACUCAAAGAAAUCGUUGCUCACUCAUUGUGAGCCAAAAUAGAUCCAUUCCGGUUUCCUUUAUGUCCCAUAAUACAACACUCAAUUUGGAGCUUUUUUAGAAACCUUAACAAAGAAAACAAAUCAAUCAGAGCUUGGUUUUCAGUAUUAUCUGUUUCUUUAUAAUCUCGAUCUCUCUUGUAGCAUUUUUAUCGCUAUCUUCUACUAUAAUAUCGAUGAUUUCGUCAUUCACAGGAGAUUUCAGCACUCGAUGGGAUUUUUUUGCUUUUUUGCCUCACCACUCGAAGUUGGCUUAUUACGUUCCAGGAUCGAGCUCUCACUGCCUGAUUCGGAACAUGUUUUCUACAUUUCUUUUACAUCUUUGCCUAGAUAGAAAGUAACUCUUGGCAUUUUUGAUGGUGUUGUAAUGAGAUAAUAGUCAUCGGAAUAAGAGCUAUCCUUUUGGACAGUAUCGCUGUUAUCAUAUCUACAUUCCAUGACAUCAUCAAUUGCUUUAUCAGUCAUGUUCCUCCCAUAGGCGCAAGAAUCUUUGCUGCUCUUUUUCAUAGUCCAUUUUUGUUUAUAAAUAAAUGAUUCUAAAAUAUGGUCGUAAUAAAGUUAACAAUUAUUAGGAGAGUCUAAAUCACAUUUGACAGAAAACGACUUGCACAACCGCUCACAAACAACUAAUUUAUUCAACUAUGCCGUAAAUCAAGAAGCUAGUUUUCGGCGGCAAAAUGAGUAAAUGGCCAAACAAUUCCGGCACGGGGAGUCUUAUCAGACCAGACACGACUACUCCAGGCUUAAGCUUUUCCUAAUUUCGUAUACCGUGUGUCUCUUAUUAGUACUAGCGCUGCAGUAUUUGUUGUUUACUUGAGAUAAACAGGAAGUUGAUAAACGAUAACCCGAGAGAAUGGACUGCAGUGUUAAUUGUCAAUAGCUUGAUAAACAGAAAAAAAAAACACUACACAUCAUUGAGGAUAAUAAUAAACACACAUUUUUAUAAGAAAUUUUCAUCUUAAGUUAUAUAAUGGUACGUAGAGCGGUAUAUGAGUUCUUGACCUCAUAUAGUAAGUAGAGUGGGUUCAUAAAAAUCUUUAUACGCGCCUCAGUGACAAGACUCAACAAGCUUCACACUAAGUUUCAAACUCGAUACUUCCAUUCAUUUUAUUCUAAUAGAGGUCGAACGACCAUUAACUAAAGAGAGAUUAACCUCAACACAAAUCAAUAUAAAAUGGAAGCUGUUUACGGUGACUUGUGUCAAUAAUUUGCAACAAUUAAAAAAUUGGUCCAAGUGUUUCGCUGGGGACGAGAAUCAUUAGAAGAUGAUCCACGUGCGGUGACUAUGACUAAAAUUAGUGGAAGAUAUUGUCUAAGUGAAUGGCACCUAAAAACAAAAGAAAUUGCAGCACAGACCGUAAUUUCUAAAACAAGGGGGAUCUACGAGUCCUACAUGAGCAUUUAAAUUUUACUCGAAUUCUAAAAGCAGCGUCGAGUAGAAUGUUUUGAGCGAUUUUUAGAACUUUGCCGCGAGGAACAAAAAAGUGUAAUCCGAUCAAUAAUGACGGGUGACGGGUGAAACUAUGAUCAGACAUCCAAAAAAAAAAGAAUUCUAUGAAGUGGUAUUGGAAAGGAGUGCCCUUGCAAAAAAAGAAAAGGUCACGAAAAGCAACAAAAAGUUGUACUGAAUACAGUAUAAUUGUGAGAGAUGGUGUAGUAGUGGUGUAAACAGUGUAUUCAGUAUGAAUAUCGCCAACGGCUCCAGAAGUUCCAAACUUAAAAAAAGUUUUGGGACCGAGGGUAUCUUUUUGAUUGACUUUAAGUAAUCAAAUAUAACCGAUAACGCAGCAUUUUACUCUAACUCACUAAGCAGUUGCGUGAAAAGUCAUCCGAGGUAUGUGCUUGCUUCAUGAAAAUGCUUCAAUCCACACUACUUUGCUUUCGAAGGCUUCUGUACACGAAUGUGGCUCCAUAGAGAUUGAACACCCAUCAUAUAGCCCUGAUCUCGACUCACACCGACUUUUUUUGUUUGCUAAGCUGAAGGCCGAGUAAAAAAUUAAUAACGAUGAAAUUAAACAAGCGGCGUAAAAACAUUUUAACUCUAAACAUGCAUCAUAUUUUUAAAGGGGCAUAGAAGCUUUAUUCUGACAUUGUGGAAAUCGCUAGAGACAUACACGGUAUACCUGGGUACAGGUACGCGCGAUAUCUCAUACAAUUUGAUGUCACGGUGUAAUUAAAAUGUGAAGUGUAAUGUAUGCUGUAUACCUGUUAUAAAGAUUUAUUUUGAUUCCAAAAGUAAUAUUUGACGCAAAGACAUGUCCAUGUUGUAAAGACUACAAAGUGUGUUCUUACCGAGGGCUCAUUUUCGACUCGUUGCAAAUCUCUCAAGAGCCAAUAAGAAUUCCCUUCCAAAUUGGCGCGUCGUUUUGGGAGCAAAUUCUCAUUAGCUGCUUCCCAGCUGGUGCGCAAUAGCACACCUUGUAGUCUUUACUUGAAUUUACCAGUUAAAUUUCACUUUCUUAAGGCCGCGUGAGGUUUACAAAGAAUAUAAUUUCCUGCCUGUUUCGUGAAAUAAGAGAGUAUGUAAAAUAUGAUUAGCAACAUUAUUGGCGUUUACUCGCGACUUCGCUCGCAUUGAAGCCAAUCUUUAAAAAAUAAUAAUAACAGUUAGGUGAACUCUAUAAUAUCCGCUAAACACAAAGAAAUAUCACAAACGCUCAAAAAGUGUAAGUAAAUACGUACAACUGCUACCUAAUCUUUAUGACCAAGAAAACUUUCUGAUUCCAGCGUGACAUCAUGCGCGAGGCGUAACAAAUUUUGUCGAAAUUUCAGCAUACCGGUGUAUGUGUAACGUGAUGGAAAUAUUGAGUGUAAAAAUCUUUCCUCUUUAGUUUAUUAUUAUUUGGAAGUAAACUUUUAUAUUUGAAUAUAU
Molecule: messenger RNA, 5561 nt
Organism: Diorhabda sublineata
Lineage: Eukaryota; Metazoa; Arthropoda; Insecta; Coleoptera; Chrysomelidae
Product: adenosine 5'-monophosphoramidase HINT3-like
Exons: 3
Coding region: 152-574 (140 amino acids)
Molecular function (GO): catalytic activity
Source: RefSeq, a predicted model, not a curated record